Dendronephthya gigantea is the source of this 1345-nucleotide messenger RNA. RefSeq lists its product as uncharacterized. Gene Ontology annotation, molecular function: transcription regulator activity. The transcript is spliced from 2 exons. Bases 210 to 998 code for a protein of 262 amino acids. NCBI's taxonomy places the organism in Eukaryota, Metazoa, Cnidaria, Anthozoa, Malacalcyonacea, Nephtheidae. Gene Ontology annotation, cellular component: nucleus. The record is from RefSeq and is a predicted model, not a curated record.
UUGGGUUGAACAUUUGAACUCAAACCGCCGGUAGCCAGAUACUUGUUUUCCUAUUAUGCUCACUUUAUCUACAAUUUAAUCCCUAAAAUACGGAGAAACGGGCCUUCUGGUGUACUAUAAGGAAAGAUAGAAACGUUUCAAGGCUAGCAAGUGUCUUUUUGCUUGAAUUUUGUCGCCCUUUUAAACGACCGGGAAUUUCAGCCAGAUUCAUGAUAGAUUUGAAAGAGAAACCGCGACGAUGCAUCAAACGGAAAUUCGAAGAAAAUGGCCGAAUUCAACCAAAAGAAACCUUACUGGAUAUGUCGGUAUCGAAGCUAGCUAAGGCUCAAACCAGGGUCAACCUUGAACCUUCUUUAAGAAAGACAGUAAUGAUUGUAAAUACUAUACGAAAGCUAGAGCAAGAGAUCGAAAUCGGUCGGACUAAAACGCUGAAAGAGGCGAGUUCUUUUAACCAUUGUUCGGCGAAGACAAAUAACUAUCAUGACACGAGGUCGGAAAAGAAUACGGUUUUCUCGCAUGUAGGAACACAGGACUAUACUGAAGGUCUCCAAAAGCUUUUGGGAUCGCCCUUAGAUACGAGGGAAGAAACGUUUGUUUGCGAAAACAAUUCAGAAACACACGACAGGUGCCCUGAGGAACGCGUUGCGAAAUCAUGUACAAGUGAUGACACUUUUAUUGAUCUAGCACAAUCGACAGAAAUGAAGUUUAGAAACAGAUUUGAGGAGUCAUCAAAUUCUCUCGCAUCCAUCGAGGUUAGCAAUACUGCCUGCGAGAUAAAUUUUGCUGAAGUGGACAUUUCUUUGUAUGAUUAUGAUGCAAGCAUGGUAUGGCAGGAGACAGGAAUGCAAGUUGAUGAAACUGAACAAUUUCUGUACAAACCUGCAGCUUUAUCAACCUUUACUAAACGGUGUAGUGAUGAUCUUAAACUUGGAAAGUCUACGGAUAACACAUUUGCAGAUGAUCUUGAUCAAAUCAUGCAAGUGUUGGUUGGCAUUUGAUGCAGUUUCUUAUCCAUGACAACCAUGGUUUAUAUCUUGUAACUAAAGCUAACAGUGUAUGAAUGUACAUAUUUCUACUUUCAGUGUGGGACUGAAUCAUUUCAUAGUUUCUCUACCAUAUUUAUGUAAAGGUUUUGUAAGAAUUUUUGUAGAUGAAAUAUAGAGCAAUGGAAACUCUGUAAAAACUAAACAUUUUGAGAAUGAUGACUAUGGUCUUCACAAAAUGUUCACUUUUUACUGAGUUUCUAUUCUUCUAUAUUUUAAGUUUUGUAGGGUUUGUAAACAUACGUAAAGCCAGCUUGCGUGUAAGGGACUUAUUUAAAGAAAUAAAUUCAUGAAAAAUACAG